UUUGUCCAGUAAACUUCGUCGCGAUACGUGCGUCGUGUUUUGUCGUGUUCCGUGAGAAAACCACGAUUGUGCAUAAAAAGCAGCGUGAGUGAGAACAAGUUAAAGGGGUUGGGUAUAUCCAGUAGAAGGAAAUCGAUUUGACAUAACGACCACCGGGCUGAUUCAGCUUUGUGAACGAUGUCGAAUCGCUUUGUAACGACUUUUUUGAAAUCUUGCCUUUAGACAAUACCGGUGAAUAAUUUUCGCACAAUAGGCAAAAAGUAUUUUUUAUUAUCGUCGAUCGUUCUACCGUGAAUCACUGCCAAUGUGUAACUCAGCCGACGAUUCUUACGUACAAAAGCUAGGUUAUCUGCAACUUGGGGAUGAACCCGCUGACGCCGGCGGUGCAUCGGGUACCGGUAGGGUCACGGGAUCACGACCUGAGGCCCAGGUACCCGUGUCGAGAAGUACCGUAAGCAGAUCCGAUACCAGAGGCCCUGGUAGACCAGUUGGUGCUAUUGAAAGUUUCAUAGAAAGCAGUACUGACACUUGCAGACAAUCAGUAACUGAUUACAAAUUAUACGAACGUGAAAAUAUAAUUGCUGCAUCGAGGUUUGCCACACCAAAACCCGUGGAGCAAAUCAGUGCCCAGCAACAGCAAAAUCAAAAUCGCAUGAGUCAUCAACAAGCACCGGUGUAUGAAAAUAUCGACUACUAUCCACAACAAAAUCAACCUCAUCCACCGUAUUAUCAUCCAGUAGAAUCUAGAAAGAGUCCUAAGAGUAGUCCUAGAGGUUCUUUAGCGAGCGAAUCCUAUGAACCUACUUUUAGAAAAGCACAACCACAGGUACCCACUGGAAACCGAUAUCAAUCUGCAUCACCAGCAAAAGAAUUACCACCAUACGAAGCACCUCCUGUGUAUGAAAAUAUUCAGGAGGUGCAUUUCCCAGAAAAUACGCAAAAUAAACCAGGUCCACAGGUUCCACCAAAUUAUUAUCAUCCAGCUACAAUUAAUGGUGGUGAUUAUGUUGUCAUGACUGGUAAAGUGGGUCAAGCACAAAAUCAAAGAGGUGGUAUGACACAGAGUUUGUCAUACACCCAACAGAGAGGAAACAAUAUACGUGGCCAAAGUUAUGAUGGCUCAAGUUUACAACGUUGCAUUGAUUCCUCUACAUCAAGGUACUUACAAGGAUCUUCUUCGUCCUUGGAUCAUCAAGCUGGUAGAAGUGCUUAUGUUCCACCGUCUGAACUGCAAACACCGACCAGGAAUUUUAAUUAUAAUUCUGAGCAACAGCAGCAACAUUCUCCUAGAUCUGGGCUUCCCUAUCACAGUGAGUCACCACCGAUACGUUUACCUCCAGAACCGCAUCAUUACCGUGGCUCUCUGGAUAGUUCAAUGACAGCACAGCAUGGGUUUAGAGCCACAAAUCAUAUAGAAAGUAUACAACAACCACAAUAUCGACAGGAUAGCCCCCAAAGUUAUAAACCAUAUAUAGAAUCAACCACAAGAAGUACAAAUGCAAAUAUUACUGGAGACACUCCGGCCAGAAACUCACCUGUUUACGGUGUGAGGCAAGGAGAGCAAUCUGCUUGUCGCAAUUCUCCUUGUUAUUCUCCAAGCAGAGUGUUACCUCCAAAUGAAAGAAAUUAUCAUCAUCAAGAACCUAGAGCAGAAUUUCCUGCCAGAAAUUCACCAAUUUAUUCCUCAAACAGAUCAUCAGAACACUUAAGAUUAAGUAAUUUGCAAAAUGACAGGAGCUUUGUUCAGGAUGUACCUGAUCCUUCUGAAGUAUCAAAACCGUCACCUAUAUAUUCACCUAGCCGUAGUGAUUCUUCCAGAAUUAUAGCCAACAGCAAUAGUGCAAGGGGGUCACCAAAAACAAGUCCAACCCACAAUCAAGUAUCAUCCGAUAUAGUCGCACAAAACGUGAUUAAUUCACCAAGACACGUGUCACCGUCUUCAACAAACAAUAUUAUUGGAAGCCCUCUACGUGGUCAGGUACAAACACCAGUGACCACUGGUGCACCAACCACCACAGAAUCUGAUCCGAAUGUUCAUGGGCCUAGAAUCACCAGUCUCCCUCCAGGGGUGACCAGUGGUGUGGCCGGACCAGUCUUUUUAAAUGCCGGUGUACCUGUACUACAAAGGCCAUCCGAACCCGAACUCGAGGAAAGAAAAUCAGUCAGUCCACCGAUCAAACCGACGUCUGGCAAAGGAUUACUACCCUACAAUGUCAUACCACCUAGACCUUCCGGACCCACCGAAGCGGAGAGAAAAAUAGAAGAACUAACAAGACAGUUGGAAGAGGAGAUGGAGAAGCAAGAAGAGGAGGGGGAAUACUUCGGUAUCUGUCACACAUGCGGUGAAAAAGUGACCGGGGCAGGUCAGGCCUGUCAAGCCAUGGGCAACCUUUAUCACACAAAUUGC
Eufriesea mexicana is the source of this 2407-nucleotide messenger RNA. Its product is annotated as LIM domain-containing protein jub. NCBI's taxonomy places the organism in Eukaryota, Metazoa, Arthropoda, Insecta, Hymenoptera, Apidae. The transcript has 3 exons. Gene Ontology annotation, biological process: cytoskeleton organization; regulation of DNA-templated transcription; response to hypoxia. The record is from RefSeq and is a predicted model, not a curated record. Gene Ontology annotation, molecular function: transcription corepressor activity. The annotation marks the transcript as partial. Gene Ontology annotation, cellular component: nucleus; P-body; adherens junction.